CUGAAGCCUGCUGAAAUCCAGGCUAAUCCUCCUGUUGACUCCGAUAGGUUUUGGAUCUGACUCACAGGAGAAAAAAACUUAAUCCUGAGGUUUGAUUAUCCUUUUCAUGAUCUGAAGUAUUUUGGUUCUAUUUCCCUUGCAGCCAGUCAUGUGCCCACCAAGAACUUUUUGACCAGACAACACACCUGUAUACCUCCUCUCUGUACACUUUGGUACACUUGUACCAAAAUCUCUGCAACUUCUCUUUUCAAUAGCAAUAACAAUUCAUAUCUCUCUCUGUCUUCAUAUCCCUCUCAUAUCCAUCCCCAUGGAUGCCAAUCCAUGGGUCUCAAAGCACUUUACACAGAACAUUAUUAUCUCAUUAUCCCUAUUUUAAAGGCAGGGCACUGAGCCAGAGAGAGAAGAAAUACCUUGCUCAAGUUCCCAUAACAGGCCUAUAGCAGAGGCAGAAAUAAAAUCCAUGUCCCCUGAACCCCAGUUCAGUGCUCCAUCCCCCAUCCUGCUCUGUUGUAUUCUCCCCAAUAUAGCAACAAACAGUACGACUCAACACACUGUCAUGCUGUCCAGCACAGAACAUAUUGUGGAAAUAAAGUAAAACUAGAAAUUAUUUACAAGCAGAAGAUUCAGCAACAAAAAGUUCAACCUGAAAUUCUCAUAAGCUCAUUCAAGUAUCUCAAAACGUCCAGUGGGAUUUUCUGCCUCUCUCUCUCGCUUUCUUGUUAGACCACCUAGCGACAGGCUAGGAAAUGAAUGGGCAUGCUCCAAUCACCUCUUCCUACUAGGUCCUGGUCUCCUUUUUGUAUUUCUUCUUCAUUCUGCUUCCCUACCCUGUUUCACACACUCUCCUUCUGUCUCCUCACUCUUCCUGCUGCUCUUAUCUCCCUUCUCCUCUUCUUUCCUACUGAUCUCCUCUCCGUUCAGUGCCUAUCCUCUUUCCCCCUCCACCUUCACCUCAGGAGAGUGAAAGAGCUCUCGCUCCGGGUCUGCUGUAGCUGAUAGUGAAAUCACUUAGUGUUGCACCGGAAACACUGAAUCUUGAGCUCAAGUUAUGACUAAUAUAUAAAGCUGCUCACAAUUCUUCUGAUGGAAAGAUCUUCAGUUGAAAAAAGAUUUAGUCAAAAUCUUUUUUUUUAAUGGAAACUUAAUUUUUUGAUUAAAAAAAUAUCUAGGCUUUUCCCCAUUUUAUUUUGAAGAAAGUCCAGCCUGGUUAUGUAGGACAAACAAAUGGCUGCCCAUUCUUACUGACAUAUUACAGAGGAAAUUGUUUCAGAUGUUCUCCCUUGAGAUGAAUUUGUUUCUUGUGUUUAAACCAUAGCCAUGUCUUGCUAUUGAGCUGGAAUAUUACAUUUUCUUUCCCUAUUCUCCCAAACCAUGUGGGGCCUGGAGAGUGGAGCUCUGCAGCAUCCCUGAAACACCUUGCCUGGGCAGAGCAGUCAACGGAACUGCUUUGCUGAGGACUUUAAAAAGGAGCAGCACUCUUCCACCCUUCUCUGUGCCAGCUAGAGAAAGGUUUGAUCUAGGAGAUGCUGAGCACACUCCACUCCUGCACAACUCAUCGGGGACUGAGCUCCUCCUGAAAUUGAGCUGAGGGGGCUGAGGAUUAGCUCUGCCCAGAGGUGAAGACCCCUGCCACAGCAGCACAUGCAUUAGGCUGGAAUCUUACUUAGAGGCUGAAAAGGAGCAGAAAAGAGUAGACCAAAGAAAUACUCUCCACGCCCACACGUCCAAAACCAGCUCAGCAGUGUUCUGCCCUCGAGCUAAUCCCCAGAUAUGAAAGCAUGAUAACAACCCAGAUCUUGGCACAGUAUGAAUGACACACCAGUUCUGAAACAGAAAGGCACCCCAUGCUUUCAACAUUAUGAAACCACACGGAUGUACCAGGAAGUCCCGUUCUUCUAUCUGUUUUGCUUUUUCCUCUAGCUGAGCCGAGCCAUCAUUCAGCCCCUGCCAUGAAGCUUGUGAAUGCAGCCGGGUUCUUUGCCCUGGUGCCCACAGUGGUGUUAGCACUGGAGCCCAUCACUACCUCUCUUGCCAUUGGAGGGGGGGCAAUUGCCACGUGGCAGCUCCUCUCCCAGAACUCCUGGCUCAAGUGUCGCUUCUGGAAGUGUUGCAAUGUGAAGGACAGUCUGGAUAUCCCAGCUUUGAAAAUGGUUCUGAAACAGGAAGUCUUUGGGCAGCACCUUGCCACCCAUGUGGUUCUGAAAGCAUUGAGUGUGAAUGCCAAAGUCAAACGGCCAACAAAACCCCUGGUGAUGUCUUUUCAUGGCUGGACUGGCACUGGCAAAUCUUUUAUCAGCAAGAUCAUAGCGAAGAACCUGUACCCACUGGAAGAAAUCAGGAGGAGGUUUGUCCACCAGUUUGAUGCAGUUCUUCAUUUUCCACAUGCUGAACAUGUCAAUCGGUACAAGGAGCAGCUGCAGAACUGGAUUCGAGGCAAUGUCAGUGCCUGCCCAAGAUCACUCUUCAUUUUCUCUGAAAUGGAGCAGAUGCCACAUGGGCUGAUUGACUCCAUCCUACCAUACCUCAGUCACCGUGGGGAGAUUGAUGGUGUCUACUAUGGCAAGGCCAUAUUCCUCUUCCUGAACAAUGCAGGAGGGGAUAUGAUAACAGAGGUGGCUCUGGACUACUGGAGGCAGCAGAAAGGAAGAGAAGAAAUUCCCCUGAAGGACCUGCAGUCUCGGCUUUCCCAGGAGAUUUUCAGUAACAGGAAUAGUGGCUUUUGGCAGAGCAAGCUGAUCCAAAGGAACAUGGUGGACUAUUUUAUUCCUUUCCUUCCUCUGGAAUAUACACACGUGCGGGAGUGCGUCCGGGUAGAGCUGCGCUUCCAGGGCCACCAUGAAGAUGAGGACCUCAUCACAGACAUUGCCUUAGCGAUGGCCGACUAUCCCAGCAAUGAGAGACUCUAUUCCAGCAAAGGCUGCAAGACGGUGGCCUCAAAGGUGAACCUGAGCAUCUAGAAGGUCUGAGUGCACACAAAAAAAGAGGAAACAACAGCCGGGUCCUUUCUCCUUCCCUAAGCAACUUCUCAAACUAAAUUCUUUGGGGCAGGGAAAUAUUCCUUAACAUAUAGAGAGCCCCAAGUGAACUUCUUUUUUGUAGAUCAAGAAAUCCCUUUCCUACGUUAGUACAUGCUGCUGUAUGUGAAUGAAAAUAAAGGUGGUCUAUAUUUUUAA
Alligator mississippiensis (American alligator) is the source of this 3173-nucleotide messenger RNA. RefSeq names its product torsin-1A. The coding region runs from base 1950 to 2957 and encodes 335 amino acids. Gene Ontology annotation, cellular component: nuclear envelope; endoplasmic reticulum lumen. Gene Ontology annotation, biological process: protein localization to nucleus; nuclear membrane organization. Lineage: Eukaryota; Metazoa; Chordata; Crocodylia; Alligatoridae. The record is from RefSeq and is a predicted model, not a curated record. Gene Ontology annotation, molecular function: ATP binding; kinesin binding; ATP hydrolysis activity. The transcript has 5 exons.